Molecule: messenger RNA, 1482 nt
Organism: Galendromus occidentalis (western predatory mite)
Lineage: Eukaryota; Metazoa; Arthropoda; Arachnida; Mesostigmata; Phytoseiidae
Gene: Larp7
Product: La related protein 7
Exons: 5
Coding region: 1-1482 (493 amino acids)
Biological process (GO): RNA processing
Cellular component (GO): ribonucleoprotein complex; nucleus
Molecular function (GO): RNA binding
Source: RefSeq, a predicted model, not a curated record
AUGAAGGAGAAACGCUCGGAGAAUGAUGAAAAAGAUGACCAACCUCCGGCAAAAAAGGUCAAGACCGAAGAAACGGAGGACAGUGUGCCGCGAAGCGAGAAUGGACGCGGCAAGGACGACAGCGGCUCUGAGAGACCAGAAGACUCGAAAACGCAUGGCGAGAAACAAGGCCGGAAACGGAAGCGGGUACGAGUGAAGAAACUCCGACAAGAUAUCAGCAAGCAACUGGAGUUCUACUUCUGUGACGCGAACCUCCGCAAAGAUCGCUAUAUGAAGGAACUCGUCGCCGCGGGACAAGAAGGCUGGGUAAAGGUCGAGGAAUUCCUGAAAUUCAACAAGAUAAAACUCCUUCUCGAGAAGAAAGGGAUCGAUGUGACCGAGGUUGCAAGAGCCGCUAAGGAUUCGCAACUGUUGGAAGUGAGCGAAGACCUGACGAGGGUCCGCCGAAAUUUGGAGAAGUUCCCGGUCGUGGAGAAGGAUCAAGCCCUCGUGGAUGACUGCACUAUCUACGUACAGGGUCUACAGCAGUCCAUGACAAUCGAAUCGAUAAGGAGUUUGUUCUCCGAGUUCGGUAUGGUGGAAUAUGUUUCUCUACCUCGACGGAGCACUGGUGAUCAUAAAGGCUUCGCUUUCGUGGAGUUCGCUGAGAAAACGGGAGCGGAGAACGCUUGUAAGUUCCAUAAUCUUCGAACGGGCGGCACCGGUAUCCACCUCGCAGCCGACGACGACAGGACGACUAACUCCACGAAAAACGAAUCGACGCCGAUUAUAAAAGUGCUGUCAAAAAAAGAAUGGGCACAAUACAAACAGCAAUACUUGGAAUUGCGCAAAGAGAGUGCGAAGAUGACCAAGAAGCUCCUGAGUACAUUCGCAUCGUCCGCGAGCGCAGAUGGGGAUCGGAGGGAAAAUGGACAUCGGAAUGGAGAUUGGCCCGAAGCAGGGAAAGGAGGCGAAUCGAGUAGAUCGAAGGAGAUUCAUGAUGCAGGUUCAUUCGGGGAUGAUGAUGCGAAGGAUGAUCCAAAAGAGCGCGCCGAAGACAAUCGGGUGCAUGACAAUGAUGAAAACAAGGCGGUCCCGCGCGACCUCCCUCAAUUCAUCGAAGGGUGCAUUGUGAAGCUUGAAGCUGAAAGUCCUCUACUCAAAAGUGCCAAGACUGCACUCAGGGAAAUCCCCAACGUUGCGUAUGUGGACUUGAUGGAAAACGACCCUAUCGCGUAUUUGAGGUUCCCGACUGCCGAAGCGUCUCAAACUUUCAUCGAGAGCAACGUCGAGUUGACAGUCGUCAAAAUAAAAUGUAAAACCAUUUUGAGCGGACGAGAGGAGCAGCUGUACUGGGAGAGAGUCGAAUUCAUGCGCGUCAAGAAGAGAGGACGCGGGAGAGAGAAACUAAGAGGCAGAGAGAAGCUUCAAGUUCGUUAUGAGAAACACGUCGCCAUCCAAGAAGAAAGGAAGUUGAAUAAGAAGAUAGUUUUCCAAGACUGA